Molecule: messenger RNA, 2511 nt
Organism: Penicillium brevicompactum
Lineage: Eukaryota; Fungi; Ascomycota; Eurotiomycetes; Eurotiales; Aspergillaceae
Exons: 4
Coding region: 1-2511 (836 amino acids)
Source: RefSeq, a predicted model, not a curated record
AUGUCUAUCCUCGCCCUCCUACCACCACUUCCGCCCUUCCUUUUCUCGGCCCUCGUCGUGAGCGGUCUCGCCUCGAAAGCUUUACAUAUCGCCCUACAUAUUCGCUCGUUACCCUUCCUCUACUUCGUACUAUACUCGCCGACCCUAAUUCUUCCCGAUGUCUUCGUCAUUUUGUGCGCGCGCGUACUGUUGCGCUUCCAGGCGCCGGAAGGUCGAUGGCAAUGGCUCUCGACCGUGCUGGGUGGGGCACUCUCCUUGAUCACAUGGGGUGCCUCCUCCAUCCAGUUCGGAUUCUUCAUGCAGACCGGUGCCGAGGUCGCCUGGGCAGCUGGGGGUAGUUUCCUCAGCGAUCCAGCCGCCAUGAAAAUCCUCCUCAGUGGCAUCUCCACCGUCUCCGCAGCGGCCACCGUCCUCGGCCUCGUCGCCUGGUUGGCCCAUUCGCAUCUGUACAACCUCACCGGCCUCGGAUUGCAGGCAAUCCGAGAUCUGAAAUCAUGCAUGGCCUCCAUGGAUCUCCGAUCGCUCCGCAUUAUCAUUCCCGCUGUCGCCAUCUCUGUCUCACUCGUGUUUUUGGAAAUUACUCGCCCAUCGAUUCCAUAUGACCAUCUAUCCGGCGCUUUGCCCUUGACAUUACUCGAUGCGUUCAACAAGAAGACCGCUACUGUGGAGGGAUGUCGCGAGCCAGUGGUGCCUUUCCCCGAGUUGAAGUCCUCCCGCCCGCUUUUCCAGCCAGACGCAUCUUUCGUGGAACAAUGGUCACGAGCGACAUGGCUGCCCGAGAACCCGCCAGCAGGUUUCAGCCGCUGGGACAUCAGCCCGCACGAUCGUGCAGAGAAGGAUAACCACUUCUCUUUUGUUUGUGGUAGUGAUGAAGGCGGGUUCUUCAACCCGAAGAAUGAUCCGCUUAAGGUGUCGAACUUGGGCUCUGAAAUUUACGAGCCCCUGCAAAAAGCAUUCAAUGAGCACUCUGUUGAGGUCAAUCAUGUUGUGCUAUUGACCCUUGAAAGCGGUCGUAAGGAGCUCUUCCCUACGCAGCAAGGAACCCCCCUGUUCGAUGCUCUUCUGGCCUCUCACAAGAAGCAGAAUGUAGAUGAAGCAAUUGACCGUUUGGUCACAAUGACUCCUACCGCCCAACAGCUGACCGGUGAAUAUGCCACCGAUAGCAAGGGCAACAGGGUUGAUUUGAGCAAUGCUACUUGGGAAAACCCACCUCAAGAAGGGAUGGGUGGUCUUAAUGUGCGAGGCGCUUUGACUGGAAGCUCUCUGACUUUCAAGAGUGUUUUGGGCAGCCACUGCGGUGUCCACCCACUACCGGUCGACUUGUUAGAAGAGUCGCAGCUUGAGAUCUACCAACCAUGCUUGCCCCAGAUCUUUGAUCUGUUCAACUCCGGCAAAUCCCAGCCCCAUACGAACCAAAGCCAAGCCUCCAGAAGUACUUCCGAGGCCGUGAAGAACCCCUGGAAGUCUGUCUUCAUGCAGUCCAUCACUGACGACUAUGAUCGCCAAGAUGUGCUCAACGAGAACAUGGGCUUCAAGCACAAAGUCGUCAAGAGUGAUCUCGAAGGCUCACGUUCGAAGUACAGAGCCAAGGGCAAGGAGAUUAAUUACUUUGGUUAUGCUGAGACCGAACUCCGUCCCUAUGUCCGGGAUCUCUUCGAGGAGGCGGCAAACAACAAGACCCGCAUGUUCCUCUCCCAUGUUACUAGCACAACGCAUCACCCAUGGAGCACACCGGAUGACUUCAAGAAGCAACCGUACAUGAGUGACCAGGGAAGCAUCAACCACGACCUGAUGAAUAACUACCUGAACGCGGCCCGUUUCGUCGACAUCUGGCUCGGUGAUAUCAUGAACAUGCUGCAGGAGACCGGCAUUGCCAACGAGACUCUUGUUGUCGUUGUUGGAGACCACGGCCAGGCUUUUGGCGAAGACAACAAGGACAUGACUGGAACCUACGAGAAUGGCCAUAUUAGUAACUACCGUGUUCCCCUGGUUUUCCACCACCCGCAAAUGCCCCGUGUCGAUAUCACCGCCAACGCAACCGCCCUCUCCAUCAUCCCGACGAUUCUUGAUCUCCUCGUCGAGUCGAACUCUCUGGAUGAGCGAGACGCUGAAAUCGCCUCCGCCAUCCUCCCUGAAUACCAGGGCCAGUCUCUCCUGCGCCCCUUCCUCUCCUCAAUCGAAACCCGUUCCAAGCACGAUGGCCCACCCAAGCGAUUUGUCUGGAACAUGGGCCUCAUCAACGCCGGAGGUUCCAUGCUCUCCAUCACAACGGCCGGUAUGCCUUACCGCAUGAUCCUGCCCUUGAAAGAAGAGUUCGAGUAUACCUUCACCCAUAUCGGUGAAGACCCCGGUGAAGCCCACCUCAUCAAAGCGUGGACACUGAAAUCACUCGUCGAGGAGGUGACCCCCAAGCACGGCGAGGAAGCCGCCAUCUGGCUCGAAGAUGCCGAGAAGGUCGGCAAGUGGUGGGUCACCGAACAAAAACGCAUCUGGGGCUACCGCGAAGCCUAA